Cervus elaphus (red deer) is the source of this 2770-nucleotide messenger RNA. Its product is annotated as dnaJ homolog subfamily C member 13-like. The transcript has a single exon. Gene Ontology annotation, cellular component: endosome membrane. The coding region runs from base 114 to 896 and encodes 260 amino acids. NCBI's taxonomy places the organism in Eukaryota, Metazoa, Chordata, Mammalia, Artiodactyla, Cervidae. Gene Ontology annotation, biological process: receptor-mediated endocytosis; regulation of early endosome to late endosome transport; endosome organization. The record is from RefSeq and is a predicted model, not a curated record.
UAGCCAACAGCCUUGCCAAACUGAGUGUCCGAGCUCUAAGUCGCCUUGGAGGUUAUCUGCCUGAAGAACAAGCAACACCAGAAAAUCCAACCAUAAGGAAAAGUUUAGCUGGCAUGCUGACCCCCUAUGUUGCUAGAAAACUUGCUGUGAUUAGUGCUACGGAGAUUUUGAAGAUGCUUAACAGUAACACAGAGAGCCCCUAUUUGAUAUGGAACAAUUCUACAAGAGCAGAACUACUUGAAUUUCUUGAAUCUCAACAGGAAAACAUGAUUAAAAAAGGUGACUGUGAUAAAACUUAUGGAGCAGAAUUUGUCUACAGUGAUCAUGCCAAAGAACUUAUUGUAGGGGAGAUUUUUGUCAGGGUCUAUAAUGAAGUCCCUACUUUCCCACUUGAGGUUCCAAAAGCAUUUGUUGCAAGUCUCUUGGAUUAUAUAGGUUCCCAGGCCCAGUACCUUCACACCUUCCUGGCUAUCACUCAUGCUGCAAAAGUGGAGUCAGAGCAACAUGGAGACCGCUUGCCAAGAGUUGAAAUGGCUUUGGAGGCUCUGAGAAAUGUUAUAAAAUAUAAUCCAGGCUCUGAAAGUGAAUGCAUUGGUCAUUUUAAGUUAAUAUUUUCUCUUCUUCGAGUCCAUGGAGCUGGUCAAGUACAGCAGCUGGCUUUAGAGGUUGUGAAUAUAGUGACAUCUAAUCAAGAUUGUGUCAACAAUAUUGCUGAAUCAAUGGUUUUGUCCAAUUUAUUGGCUCUUCUGCAUUCUUUGCCAUCAAGUCGUCAGCUUGUUCUGGAGACUCUUUAUGCUUUGACAUCAAGUACAAAAAUUAUCAAAGAAGCAAUGGCAAGAGGAGCUUUGAUUUAUUUACUAGACAUGUUCUGCAAUUCAACACAUCCACAGGUUUGAGCCCAGACAGCAGAACUUUUUGCUAAAAUGACAGCAGAUAAACUAAUAGGUCCAAAGGUUCGAAUUACAUUGAUGAAAUUUCUCCCAAGCGUUUUUAUGGAUGCCAUGAGAGACAACCCUGAAGCUGCUGUCCAUAUUUUUGAAGGAACUCAUGAAAAUCCUGAGUUAAUUUGGAAUGAUAGUUCCAGAGAUAAAGUGUCCACGACAGUUAGAGAAAUGAUGCUCGAGCACUUUAAAAAUCAGCAAGACAACCCUGACGUAAACUGGAAGUUGCCUGAAGAUUUUGCUGUGGUCUUUGGAGAAGCAGAAGGUGAACUUGCUGUUGGAGGAGUUUUCUUGAGAAUCUUCAUUGCACAGCCAGCUUGGGUUCUAAGAAAGCCUAGAGAAUUUCUUACUGCACUGCUGGAAAAGCUAACUGAGCUUCUAGAGAAGAACAGUCCUCAUGGAGAGACUCUGGAAACUUUGACAAUGGCAACAGUAUGUCUUUUCAGUGCACAGCCUCAGCUGGCUGAUCAGGUUCCACCAUUGGGCCAUCUUCCCAAAAUUAUCCAGGCGAUGAAUCAUAGGAACAACGCCAUUCCUAAGAGUGCCAUUUGAGUUAUUCACGCCCUGUCUGAAAAUGAGCUCUGUGUUCGAACCAUGGCAUCUUUGGAGACCAUUGGCCCACUGAUAAAUGGAAUGAAAAAACGACCGGAUACCAUUGGUCUAGCCUGUGAAGCAAUUAAUAGAAUGUUUCAGAAGGAGUAGAGUGAAUUAGUAGCACAAGCCCUGAAGGUAGAUUUGGUCCCAUACCUUUUAAAAUUACUUGAAGGCAUUGGCCUUGAAAAUCUGGACAGCCCAGCAGCCACAAAGGCUCAGAUUGUUAAAGCUCUCAAGGCAAUGACUCGAAGCCUGCAGCAUGGAGAACAGGUGAAUGAAAUCCUGUCUCGUUCUUCAGUCUGGAGUGCCUUCAAAGAUCAGAAACAUGAUUUGUUUAUUUCUGAGUCACAAACAGCAGGAUACCUCACAGGACCUGGAGUUGCUGGCUGCCUUACUGCAGGGACAUCCUCAUCAGACAUGUCCAACUUGCCGCCUCCUGUAGACCAUGAGGCAGGUGACCUUGGCUAUCAGACGAGAAACUUUCAUGAGAGACAAUAAACGCUGAAAGGCCAGUGCCCUGUCCACAUUCCUCCAGCUGAUCCAUUGAAGAAAACUCUUAACUGCCUUUCUCCUGGUUUCAUGACAGUGUUAUUCCUUUUUCUAUAAAUAUAUUUUUAUUUAGGAAAAAAGUCAGUGAUUCUAAUUGUAUCACGUUACAAGAAAGCACUCUGUGGAUCAACCUAAGUGGGUACACAAGAAUUUUUUUUCUUGAUGUAUGUAAGCACAUUUUGUUCCUUUAUAUCUGUUUACAAGACUGUGAAUCAAAAAGACAAAGCUUUCUUCCUAGUUUUUAUAAUGUUUUUUCGAAUUAGUGUGACUGUGGGGUUGAACUACAGUCUACAGAGAUUGGGAAAUCAAAGUCACUCAGCCCCCAGAAGGGCAUUUCCCUCUCCUGCCUCAAGUCUGCCUGGCUGUUCUCCCAUUGUUGAACACUUUUGGGUUUUGUCCUUGCACCUGUUCACUGGUAUCCUCUCCUCAAUCAUUUAACCUCCUGAGAGCUCACAGUACACGUUGAUGUAUAUAACUGGCUUUACCAAAUUGAAUGAAAAAGAAGCUUGUGCAAAAAAAUUUAAAAACAGAUGUCAAGAUGUUAUGUAAGAGAUUAGUGUAAUUGUGAAAUGUUCUAUACAUUAUCAAAUAUAUAAAGCUUUCUAUAUUGAAUGUACAUUAUACAGAUCAUUCAUAUGUGUACAUAAAAUUUUAAAAAUAAAGGGAACUGACUGCUUUGUUAAUGA